Messenger RNA from Asparagus officinalis (garden asparagus), 1957 nucleotides. Its product is annotated as SKP1-like protein 21. Gene Ontology annotation, biological process: SCF-dependent proteasomal ubiquitin-dependent protein catabolic process. Gene Ontology annotation, cellular component: cytoplasm; nucleus. The transcript is spliced from 10 exons. The record is from RefSeq and is a predicted model, not a curated record. Bases 484 to 1566 code for a protein of 360 amino acids. Gene Ontology annotation, molecular function: cullin family protein binding. Lineage: Eukaryota; Viridiplantae; Streptophyta; Magnoliopsida; Asparagales; Asparagaceae.
CCCCUCCGCCCUCCCCCCCCCCAAACUUUCUCUUGCUUCACUCUCUCUCAUCAUUCCCCUUUGCUUUCUCUCUCUAAGCUUACACAGAGGCCCCUAUCUCUCUCCGACGCCGCCGCGCCGCCCGCCGCAGGUUACUCCGUCAUCGAAGAGAAUCCAAAGUCCCAUCUUUUCCCUUUUCUAUUUACCGAAGGUCAAGCAAGUAAUUUGAGACUCUGCCAUUACAGCUUUCCCACUGAAGCCUUUUCUAUGAUAGGCUUACAGAUGCUAAAGGCUUUCUCAAAUAGGAAUUAUAUAUAUGUCAUUAGUGUAUCUAUAAUUCACAGCUGUGUAUGUAGGCAGUCAAUAUUCAUUGUAUAAGGACAAGGUGUCCUUGCCAGCCCACCUGCGGCUUGCUGAUUUAAAUUUGUUGACGGUGGGGAGAAGUCAUAACUCUCUUUGUGCUUGGUAAUCCAGUUUCAUUGUAUACUUAAGGACCACAUCAAAAUGUCAGAAAGCGAAAUGGCAAUCAUCAAACCAGAGGCUAUGAAGUCAUAUAUAUGGCUCGAGUGUGCCGAUGGUUCAAUCCAACAAGUAGAGGAGGAGGUUGCUAUGUUCUGCCCCAUGAUAUGUCGAGAAAUACUUCAAAAGGGCCUGGGUUCUUCCAAGAACUAUGCUAUUUCUCUUCCAGAAAGGGUCAACCCAGCUAUUCUUAGCUUGAUCCUCGAUUACUGUCGAUUUCAUCAAAUGCCAGGCCGUUCUAACAAGGAGCGGAAGUCCUUUGAUGAAAAGUUUGUUAAGGCUGACACCAAAAGGUUAUGUGAAUUGGCUUCUGCUGCUGAUAGUCUCCAAUUAAAACCUUUGGUUGAUCUCACUAGCAGGGCACUUGCUCGCAUGAUUGAAGGAAAAACACCUGAGGAGAUACGCGAGACAUUCCAUUUGCCUGAUGACCUCACUGAGGAAGAGAAAUUGGAACCAUUGAAAAAUACCACCGAUGAUCCACGAAUUCGUCUGUUGAAUCGACUUUAUGCUAAAAAAAGAAAAGAACUAAAGGAUAGACAAAAGCUAAAGGAUGUUGAAGUUGAAGAAGAGCGAGUAGAUGAGCAAGUAGAUGAGCGGUCUGUUGAUGACCUUUUGUCUUUUAUAAAUGGAGAUGGAGAUUCUAAAGCUGUUAGAGGUGCAAAAAGUAAAAAAAAGAAUAGAAGGAAAAAGGAUCAGUUGAAGGAUCCAUGUAGGAGCACAACAGGCAAAGAAUUGUCCAAGAAGGUUCAGGAAGCUGUUAGUCUUACAAUAUGCCACGAAGCUGUUGGCAAGUGCUCUCCUACCCCAAGUAGGAGCUCAGCAAGACUUGAAAGCACAGAGAGCGACUUAGUGUCCAAAGUUGAAUUUGAUGAUGUAGAUAUUGAUGAUGAGUUGGAUCCUGCAAUGAAGGAGGAACUUGACAGAGAAGUGGAAGAUUUUGCACGGAGACUGAAUUCUGAUUGGCCUGAAAGAAUGCAAGAAAUCCUAUCUCUAGGCCAGGAUAGAAGACUUGUUCCGAAUUUGCUGAAUGGGAAUAGUUCCCUUAGAAGAUACACAGAUAAUCACUGAGGUGCAGGUGUUGGCCAUAGAUGAGCAUGCAGGCAUAUAUAAGACCAAUUGAAGCUGAUCCAUUCUUUUGAAUGGUAGGUGAACCUUGUCUCUGUUGAGAGAGUGUAGACUGCCAUUGACAAAAUGUGGUGUACAUGAAACGGCCAUUGGCAUGUAUUUUCAGUUUUUUUAAAUUAUUUAUGCAAUUUUAUGUCAAUAUGUUUGUAAUUGUGCAACUUUAGGGAGGACUUGCCAGUGUUUAUGUAAAACUCUCCAGAUGCACGAGCCCUCUGCAUGCAAUAUUUGCAUGAGGGUCGGCUCUGUCUUCCAGACUCCAGCCGUUGCUGAAGUUAAUGUCAUGAUGUUCGCAAUUUAAAUAAUCAACAAAAUAGAAAUACUUGGGUGUCGGCAA